Homarus americanus (American lobster) is the source of this 471-nucleotide messenger RNA. RefSeq names its product salivary glue protein Sgs-3-like. The transcript has a single exon. The record is from RefSeq and is a predicted model, not a curated record. Bases 1 to 471 code for a protein of 156 amino acids. Lineage: Eukaryota; Metazoa; Arthropoda; Malacostraca; Decapoda; Nephropidae.
AUGCACCAGACCCACAAUGCACCAGACCCACAAUGCACCAGACCCACAAUACCAGACCCACACAAUGCACCAGACCCACAAUGCACCAGACCCACAAUACCAGACCCACAAUGCACCAGACCACAAUGCACCAGGCCCCAAUACCAAACCCACAAUGCACCAGACACAAUACCAGACCACAAUGACACCAAGACCAUAAUGCACAGAGCCCUAAUGCACAGACCCACAAUACACACCAGACACAAUGCACCAGACCCACAAUACACCAGACACAAUGCACCAGACCCACAAUGCACAGACCACAAUACCAGACCCACAAUGCACCAGACCCACAAUGCACCAGACCCACAAUGCACCAGACCCACAAUGCACCAGACCCACAAUGCACCAGACCCACAAUGCACCAGACCCACAAUGCACCAGACCCACAAUACGAGACCCACAAUACCAGAACUAUACCAAUUUAAAUGA